Camelus dromedarius (Arabian camel) is the source of this 829-nucleotide messenger RNA. RefSeq names its product calmodulin-binding transcription activator 2-like. The transcript has a single exon. Bases 4 to 687 code for a protein of 227 amino acids. Gene Ontology annotation, molecular function: transcription coregulator activity; double-stranded DNA binding; protein binding. Lineage: Eukaryota; Metazoa; Chordata; Mammalia; Artiodactyla; Camelidae. The record is from RefSeq and is a predicted model, not a curated record. Gene Ontology annotation, cellular component: nucleus. Gene Ontology annotation, biological process: regulation of transcription by RNA polymerase II.
CCAAUGCGGGAGCGGACGGGGGCUGUGGGGCUCAGCGAGACCAUGUCCUGGCUGGCCAGCUACCUGGAGAAUGUGGACCAUUUCCCCAGCUCAGCCCCUCCCAGCGAACUGCCCUUAGAGCGGGGUCGCCUGGCUAUCCCUCCAGCACCUUCCUGCGCCGAGUUUCUCUCUGCGUCUGCCAGUGGCAAGAUGGAGAGUGAUUUUGCCCUGCUGACGCUAUCGGAUCAUGAGCAGCGGGAACUGUAUGAGGCAGCCCGGGUCAUCCAGACAGCCUUCCGAAAGUACAAGGGCCGGCGGCUGAAGGAGCAGCAGGAGGUAGCAGCAGCUGUGAUCCAGCGCUGUUACCGGAAGUACAAGCAGUUUGCACUCUAUAAGAAGAUGACCCAGGCAGCCAUCCUGAUCCAGAGCAAGUUCCGAAGCUACUACGAACAGAAGCGAUUUCAGCAGAGCCGCAGAGCAGCAGUACUCAUCCAGCAGCACUACCGCUCCUACCGCCGCCGGCCUGGGCCUCCCCACCGGCCCACAGGCAGCCUGCCUGCCCGAAACAAAGGCUCCUUUCUCACCAAAAAGCAAGACCAGGCAGCCCGGAAGAUAAUGAGAUUCCUGCGGCGCUGCCGACACAGGAUGAGGGAACUGAAGCAGAACCAGGAGCUGGAAGGGCUUCCCCAACCGGGCCUGGCCACCUGACCUUUCCACCGCCUUUCUCAUCGCCCUGGGGGCCGCUUCUCACAGUCUUAACAGGAAGAGGGCUCUCUGGGGGAGGGGGAGCCCCCUGUCGGCAGCUUUCCCGUCACUUCUUUUGGAGCCCGUCCUCGGUCUCCAAAUAAGC